Grus americana (Whooping crane) is the source of this 8414-nucleotide messenger RNA. It is a transcript of the gene GLI3, whose product is annotated as GLI family zinc finger 3. The coding region runs from base 601 to 5328 and encodes 1575 amino acids. The transcript is spliced from 15 exons. Gene Ontology annotation, molecular function: DNA-binding transcription factor activity, RNA polymerase II-specific; RNA polymerase II cis-regulatory region sequence-specific DNA binding. Lineage: Eukaryota; Metazoa; Chordata; Aves; Gruiformes; Gruidae. Gene Ontology annotation, biological process: regulation of transcription by RNA polymerase II; smoothened signaling pathway. Gene Ontology annotation, cellular component: nucleus. The record is from RefSeq and is a predicted model, not a curated record.
CGAGCCAAAACAAUGCCGGGCGGCGGCGGCGGGGCUGGGGGAGACGGACGGGACGGGACAGAGGGGUCCCCACUUCCCUCCGAAAACUGUUUGAUAUCAGGCGGUGGAUUUGUUGGGUUGGUUUUUUUGGUUUUUUUUUUUUUUUGUUCCCCCACUUCUUUUUUCUCCUCCCCCCGCUCUUUUUGUUGAACCAAAUCAGAAAUGUCAGUCAGUGCGAGUGAGUCAGAAGGGAUCAGAUUACAAGAUCACUGAAACUGAUGUCGGAUCCGCGCACACACACACACGCACACACUGAGGCAGAGGCGCGGGCUGCUCCCCGCGGGAGGCGGGCAGGGAUAAAAUAACCACCAACACCCGCCGGCCCUCCUCUGCCACCCCUGUCCCGUGUGGUUCCCGUAUACCCCCCACCUCUCCCCUCCCCCGGAGAAUGCCCGCCGGCCGCGGCGGGGGCCGGCCCCGCUAGCCGCGGCGGCGGGGGAGCGGCGCGGGGGCGAGCCGCGGCGGCCCCGGCCCUCGCCCAUGGGCAGCGCGGGGGCUCGGCGGCAGCGACGGCGGCGGCAGGUAUUAGUACAAGGAGAGCUGAAGUAAUGAGAAGUCAUCAUGGAGGCGCAGUCCCAUAGCUCUACCACGACGGAGAAGAAAAAAGUGGAGAAUUCCAUCGUGAAAUGCUCCAGUCGAACAGAUGUCAGUGAGAAAGCUGUUGCCUCCAGCACAACUUCCAAUGAGGAUGAAAGUCCUGGGCAGACCUAUCACAGAGAGAGAAGGAACGCGAUCACAAUGCAGCCGCAGGGUGGGCAAGGCCUCGGCAAGAUCAGUGAAGAGCCUUCCACGUCGAGCGAGGAAAGGGCCUCAUUAAUCAAGAAGGAGAUCCAUGGAUCUAUAUCGCACCUUCCUGAACCUUCCGUACCUUACCGUGGGACGCUCUUUACCAUGGACCCCCGAAAUGGUUACAUGGACCCUCAUUACCAUCCGCCUCACCUCUUUCCAGCAUUCCACCCUCCUGUACCAAUUGAUGCAAGACAUCAUGAGGGACGCUACCAUUACGAACCAUCUCCCAUUCCUCCUCUGCAUGUGCCUUCUGCCUUAUCUAGUAGCCCGACAUACUCUGAGCUUCCGUUCCUUAGAAUUUCCCCACACCGAAAUCCAGCUGCAACAUCGGAGUCUCCCUUCAGCACCCCUCACCCAUACAUUAACCCCUACAUGGACUACAUCAGGUCCCUGCACAGCAGCCCGUCCCUCUCCAUGAUCUCAGCAGCCCGCGGACUCAGCCCAACAGACGCUCCACAUGCUGGCGUCAGUCCAGCUGAAUAUUAUCAUCAGAUGGCUCUGUUGGCAGGCCAGCGCAGCCCGUAUGCAGACAUCAUUCCUUCAGCUGCCACUGCUGGAGCCGGUGCUCUUCAUAUGGAAUAUCUUCACGCCAUGGAUAGCGCCAGGUUUCCGAGUCCGAGGUUGUCAGCUAGACCAAGCCGAAAGCGUACGUUGUCCAUUUCCCCCCUAUCUGAUCACAGCUUUGACCUUCAGACCAUGAUACGGACAUCUCCAAAUUCCUUGGUCACAAUUCUCAAUAAUUCUCGUAGCAGUUCCUCAGCCAGUGGUUCUUAUGGCCACUUAUCUGCAAGUGCAAUAAGCCCUGCUCUGAGUUUCACAUACCCUCCUACACCAGUAUCCCUCCAGCAAAUGCAUCAGCAAAUUAUAAGUCGUCAGCAAACCCUAGGUUCAGCCUUUGGACACAGCCCUCCACUCAUCCAUCCUGCUCCAACUUUUCCUACCCAGAGACCUAUCCCCGGCAUCCCCAGUGUCCUGAACCCUGUCCAGGUCAGCUCUGGACCUUCUGAGUCCACACAGCAGAAUAAACCCACAAGCGAAUCUGCAGUGAGCAGCACUGGAGAUCCAAUGCACAACAAGCGCUCCAAGAUAAAGCCCGAUGAGGACCUCCCCAGCCCGGGUGCAGGAAGCGUGCAGGAACAGCCAGAAGGAAUGACCCUGGUGAAAGAGGAAGGGGACAAAGAUGAAAGCAAACAGGAGCCUGAAGUGGUCUACGAGACAAACUGCCACUGGGAAGGCUGUUCCCGGGAGUUUGACACGCAGGAACAGCUAGUGCAUCAUAUAAACAAUGACCAUAUACACGGUGAGAAGAAAGAGUUUGUGUGCCGAUGGCUGGACUGUUCCCGGGAGCAGAAACCAUUCAAAGCGCAGUAUAUGCUGGUGGUCCAUAUGAGGAGACAUACAGGGGAAAAGCCACACAAAUGCACUUUUGAAGGUUGUACAAAGGCCUACUCCAGACUAGAAAACUUGAAAACGCACUUGAGAUCUCACACUGGAGAGAAACCAUAUGUGUGUGAACAUGAAGGCUGCAACAAAGCUUUCUCCAACGCGUCCGACAGGGCCAAGCACCAAAACAGGACUCAUUCCAAUGAGAAACCAUAUGUUUGCAAGAUACCGGGCUGCACAAAGCGCUACACAGACCCCAGUUCUCUUCGGAAACACGUGAAGACCGUGCAUGGCCCGGAGGCACACGUCACCAAGAAGCAGCGGGGAGAUAUCCACCCAAGGCCUCCGCCACCGAGAGACCCAGGCAGCCACUCUCAGACCCGGUCACCAGGCCAUCAGACUCAGGGUGCAAUUGGUGAGCAGAAGGACCUCAGCAACACUACCUCAAAGCGUGAAGAAUGCCUCCAAGUGAAAGCGGUCAAGUCAGAAAAACCAAUGACAUCUCAGCCAAGCCCUGGUGGUCAGUCUACAUGCAGCAGCGAACAGUCCCCCAUCAGCAACUAUUCCAACAAUGGGAUCGAGCUUACUCUGACUGGUGGCGGUAGUGUAGGAGACCUCAGUGUCAUCGAUGAAACCCCAAUCAUGGACUCUACCAUUUCCACAGCCACCACAGCACUUGGCUUACAGGCCAGGAGGAAUAUGACAGGGACCAAAUGGAUGGAGCAAGUGAAAUUAGAAAGGUUGAAACAAGUUAAUGGAAUGCUUCCAAGACUGAACCCCGUUCCACCUUCCAAAGCCCCGACCUUGCCACCUCUCAUAGGAAAUGGUACCCAGUCAAACAGCAGCUGCAGCGUAGGAGGAUCCAUGACUAUUCUGCCGAACAGGAACGAACUUUCAAGUACGGACAUCACUGUGUUGAACAUGCUGAACAGGAGGGACAGCAAUACUAGCACAAUCAGUUCAGCCUACUUGAGCAGCCGCAGGUCCUCUGGCAUCUCACCUUGCUUCUCCAGCCGGAGGUCCAGCGACGCCUCCCAGGUGGAGGGAAGACCACAGAACGUGAGUGUUGCAGAUUCCUAUGACCCCAUCUCGACGGAUGCCUCCCGGCGCUCCAGUGAAGCGAGCCAGUGUGAUGACCUGCCAAGUCUUCUCAGCCUCACCCCGGCCCAGCAAUACAGGCUGAAAGCUAAAUAUGCAGCAGCUACUGGUGGACCCCCACCAACUCCACUGCCUAACAUGGAGAGGAUGAGCCUCAAAACAAGGAUGGCACUCUUGGGUGACUGCAGGGAGUCCGGAGUAUCUCCACUGCCUCCAGUGAAUGCCCCUCGAAGAUGCAGUGAUGGUGGGGCAAAUGGUUACAGCAGGAGGCAUUUUCUGUCUCACGAUGCUCUAGGAAACGGGACGAGGAGAGCCAGCGAUCCGGUAAGAAUGGCCUCUGACAACCUCUCUGUCCCUAGAGUCCAGCGUUUCAACAGUCUUAAUAGCUUUAACCCUCCUGCUUUGCCUCCAUCCAUGGAAAAGCGCAACCUUGUUCUUCAGAACUAUACCCGUUCUGAGGGUGGCGUCUUCCGCGGCUUCAGCUCCCCCUGUCCUCCGAGCAUCAGCGAGAACGUCGCCCUGGAGGCUGCUACGAUGGAAGCGGGUGGCAGUCUGAAUGAUGAGGAUCUCCUGCCAGAUGACGUGGUUCAGUAUCUGAAUUCCCAGAACCAGGGCAUGUAUGACCACUUGUUGAACAAUGUCCUAGACAGCAACAAAAUGCAUCACAGCUCAGUGUUAGGAAACAACAACCCCAGCAACUUUGACCAAGCCCCUCCACCAAGCAGUCAGCAGGCAGGUUCCGAGGCAAACAAGAGCGAUUUGCCCAUUCAGUGGAACGAAGUAAGCUCAGGAAGUUCUGACUUAUCUCCUUCGAAACUGAAAUGUGGCCAGCGCUCAGCAGUGCAGCAGACUCGGGCCUUCGGACUGUAUAACAAUAUGAUGGUUCAGCAGCAGAAUCUGGAGAGAAGCAACGUGGCCCAGCAGAGUGACUAUCAGAACCUGGUGGAGAACAACGGUUCCUAUGGUUUACAGCAAAAUAUGGUUCUUGGCAGCGGAGCUGGUAAUUCUUUCGGUGUGCAGCCCAAUAAGCCUUACAGCGAAAGCAUCGGCAGGCAGGCAAUGAUGUCUGGGGCAAUGGACAAUUCUUGUGGCGUGGCAGUUCAAGGGCAGAAGCUGAGAAGCAGCAAUGUGCCAGUGACUGGGAACCAGCAAAAUUUCGGCCAUCCCAUGGCAUCCAGUGAUCAGGCCACCAGUAUGACAAAUGGGAUGCAGAACAGGAAUAUGAUGGAACAGGAAUAUUUGCAAAACCAACCGAUCGGAGACGGCGUUCAUUACCAGGGAGUCAAUCAAUCCAGUCAAAUGAUGCUAGGGCAGGUUAGUCCUACCUCACGAAGCAGCCUGUAUCAAGGGCCACAGAGUUGUCCACCGGUGUCUCACACCAUUGGUAACCAGCCUUCUGGUUUGUUGGUAACCAAAAGUUACCAGCCGUGCUCUAAUUACAGCGGUAACAGACGGCAAAACGUGUUGAAAAACAACCUGGCACAACAGCAAGGACAUGUAAGUGAUGGCAACCAGAUGUACAGGGUAAACACCAUUAAGAUGGAGAUGCAAGGUCAAUCACAGCAGUUCUGCUCUAACGUGCAGAAUUACUCUGGUCAGUUAUAUGACCAAACCACGGGCUUUAGCCACCAAGCUAUGAAAACAGGUUCGUUCUUUGGUUCAGAAGCUAACUGCCUGCUGCAGGGGACUGCGACUGCAAACUCAUCCGAGCUUCUUUCCCCGGGGGCUAACCAAGUGUCGAGCACAGUUGACAGCAUUGACAGCAACAGCCUAGAGGGUGUGCACAUUGAUUUUGAUGCUAUCAUAGAUGAUGGGGACCAUGUCAGCUUAAUUUCAGGAGCCCUGAGCCCAAGUAUCAUUCAGAAUCUCUCCCGCAAUUCCUCACGCCUCACCACUCCCCGAGCGUCUCUUACAUUCCCAGCUAUGCCCGUAAGCACAACCAACAUGGCUAUUGGGGACAUGAGCUCUUUGUUGACCUCACUUGCAGAAGAAAGCAAGUUUCUUGCUGUUAUGCAAUAGACAUAAUGAAAAUAAAAACAAACCCUUAGGAGAUAACAGAUGAAAAAAAAGACUCAUAUUUUUUAGUUGUGUAUGUAUUUUAGCAAUCUCAUCUCACCUAAAUGGGAUGUGUUUCAAGUAUAUUCCUUUUAUGGAAUAAGGACUCUGAAAACCCUAAAGUGUUCUAGGGAGAAACUGUCUUCCAUUUCAGUUUUGAAUCAGUAUUGCUACACCCAUCCUCCCCCUUCUCUCUCUUUUCUCUCUCUCUCUCCCCCCCCCCUUUUUGAAUGUCUGUAUGCUUCCUUUUUCUUUUUUUUUUUAAUUCUAAACCAAUGUAAACGUGUGAAGUGCAUGUUUUUGUUUUGUUUUGGGAUUUUUUUUUAAAGAAAGGUCUGAUGAAAUGACUUUGCAAUUUUCUGUUACUCAAAAGAAACUAGACCUCAUAAAACUGUCGUAACUUUCCCCCCUAAACAUAUAGGCACAAAAUAACCAGGCACAAUGUGAAGUGAGUGUACAGUGACAAAAUACUCAAUGGAUGCAUUGGAUACAUCGCACUGAGGUGGACAACCAGUUUAGAAAUGCACAGACAUGGUAACCCUAGGCUGUAGUUUCAGAGUCAUGGAGCACAAGAAAUUAGGAAGUUCAAGCAAAUAACAAAUGUAAAACCAUCAGCCCUUUGAUCCCAAGCAAAUGUUUAAGGUUUUUGUAAUCACACACACAGAUAGAUGUCACUGCCUUGCAUAAUGACACUGUGUCAUGUUUAAUCCAUUUCAGAGGAAGGAGGAGGCCAGAAAGCUAUUCUUGGGCCAACUCUCAUCUUUUGCAGUAUUUGGUAUUCUGUUUUUCAGCCUUCAUUUUUAAAUGACUGGAUAGUAAAAUUAUGGGCCUGUUUGGUGAUUUGGAUAGUCUAUAAUCCCUUCAUUACAUACCACAUUUGUGGAGAGACGAUCAGGGUCUUAUGGAAUAUUUCAUACAAUGAAAUAACAAAAUUGCAGUAUUCCAUACUGGGGACUCCCUUUUUUAAAAAAAAAAUACAAAUUGUUGAGACACAAUUUGCUGAGCCACUGGUUCUUAUUUGCAUAAACAAUUCUUUUGCCACAACAACUGUCUUGUACAUCCCUUUUAGCACAUACAUCUUUGUGGAUGGGUUGUAUGUUUUAAAAUGAGUAAAUGCUCAUUGACUUAACACACAGUUACAGCUUCAAAAGCAUCAUGGUCAUGGCAUGUAAAACAAGUAGAAAAAGAAUGGCCCAGUUCUCAGACUAGCCAAAUAAAUCAAAGCAAUUGCAAGCAAUCUGAUAAUCUUAAAUGUUUUUCCACUGUAUCCAGGCUUUACAAAAUUAAUAGAUUUUAAACUGCUGUUAAAAAUAGCAAAGAAACAAGCAGAACAGCAAGUAUGUCUCAUAACUAACCAAAACUCAAAAAGACCAACCCAACCUUUCUCAACUUGGUGACACCAACAUGCAUUUCAUUUUAAGGCAAACCAGUGGGUCAAUGCCCAGGCUCAGUUACACCAGCAAAAAUUGGAACUAACGCACUGUGAUCAUGAAGCUACUCACUGGUAGAGGUGAAUGGCAUUUACUCCAUAAGCACUGGCUCUUCUAGCACGUUUUUCGCUGUGCUGGGCUCCAUGUCUGCACCCCUGAACACACAGUGCGCCUGGGUAAACAGGUUGGGAUGGAGAACAGUUACAAGACUGACGUUUAAGAAAAAAAGGUGAAAUACUAGCUGAUUCAGGGCAUGGCAUUUGAGGAAUGUGUAGGAAUACAACCUAAGUGAAGCUGUCUGAUAACACUGAUCUAUUAACAGCUGUUAGAAUCAGAGGAAGAAGCUGUAAAUCAGUAGGAAAACAUCAUAGGAAUCCGGUGCUGGGGCCGUAUUUGGGUUUAUCACAGCAUGUACCAAGUGAUUUGCACUGUGAGCUGGAAUGUCAGAAAUUAAGACAAAUGUAAAUAUCCUACAGCUUUUAUCAUCAUCCAGCUCCUGUCUGUAUCUUUAGCAAGCAUUUCUUUCUUCCUCUGUCACAUGGAUGUCUAUUCCCCCGUCCUGCUCGUUGCCCUUUGCCGGUUCCCCUCCCAACCUCCCUGCCCAUGACCAGCUGUCACAGUCCUCCUGCAGUGGUCCCUGGCCUGCAUGGGGAGUCGGGCGCUGCUCACCACGGCAAAUGGUUGGUUUGCUGUUGCAACGUGGCAAAGCUGCUCCCCAUCACACCCUCAUUGCCCAGAGGCAGCCCUGUAGAGACCCACUGCCUGUACACAGCCCGUGCCCCUGCCUUGCUGCCGGGGCGAGGAGGGAUGCCUCUGGCUGGGCAGGUCACGGGGGGAUAAGGGAUGCUUUGGUGUCUGCGCUGUACGUUGCAGUGCUAUGAUACAGCUGACACCCCUGCUGAGAAACGGCAGCGUAUGCAUGAGGGAAGGCUGUGCUGGACGUGUUUCAGAUGGUUCUCGGUAACCAAUUGCUGGCUGUUUAUUAAGCCAUCAAUUACAUGUUUAUAAACAAUUUCAACAGGGAGACUUAUGACCAGCUUGGGAGUAGGUGGCUUGGGAGAGGAGCCUUUUAUUGUUAUAGAGCCAAUACAUUAAAAAAAAAAAAAACCAACAAAAACUAUUUUUUUAAACUCAAUUUUCCAGUUCAUAAUUGUAUUUGCUGCUCCAGUUUAAGCUGGGAAGCUAUUAACAGAUGUGAUCCAUCAGAGCUUAGAAGGAGCCAGUCACAUUGCUCAAGGCUAAAAGGGACUGUUUGAGUAGCUAAUUUGCCUUCCUGGAUUUGACAAACCUUCGUCACUCACUUACCCCUGUCUUGAGCCAACAGUGUGUCUUGGCCGAAACCACAUGCUCCAGAAAGGCAUCCCAUUUUGAUUUGGCAGAGUCAAAGAACCAGAGACUCCACCACGUCCCCAACGAGUUUGUGCGAAUCGUUUAUUAUUUUCACCAUUAAGCGUAUGUGCCUCUUCUCUUAUGUUCAUAUGCCACUAUUCAGCUUCUCGUAUCUUCUUGUGCUUUUCUGGUUUAUGCUAAAGAGCCUGUUUUGAUACCUGUGAGGGUAUCAAUGCAUUGUAGCCCAGCUGUCUUGGGUUUUGGUUGUGUUUAGUAGGGUAGACUGGACUC